CUUUUGACGUCAUCCGCAGGCGUCGGGGAGGCUGCCCGGGCUCGGCCCACGUAGGGCGGCGCGUUACCUUUCUCUCUCUCUCCGGCGAGCAGGGCUGGUGGGGGUGUCAUGGCUCCCGCCGCGCAGCCUCCGGAGGUUCAGUUCGCACAGAGGCUGGCCGCCAACGAGAAGCGAGUUCGGGACCGGGCGCUGAAGAAGCUGCGCGGCUACCUCGCUCUCCGGACUCGGAGCCCGGCGAGUACCUUUAGCCAGGAAGAAUGGCUGAAAAUAUGGAAAGGACUAUUCUACUGCAUGUGGAUGCAGGAUAAACCCCUGCUUCAGGAGGAGUUAUCGAACAAUAUAGCACAACUUACCCAUGUAAUAGAGAAUAUAGAUGCUUGGCAUUUGUUCAUUCAGACUUUCUGGCAGACCAUGAACCGUGAGUGGAAUGGAAUAGACAACCUGCGCUUAGAUAAAUUUUACAUGUUGAUCCGCAUGGUGCUGAGACAGUCCUUUGAAGUAUUGAAAAGAAAUGGAUGGAAUGAAAGUUUUACUGAGCCAUUUCUGAACCUGCUAAUGAAGGAGGUUAUUCACCCAGACAGCAAGGCUCCUGUUGGGAUAAAAUUGCAUUUUAUUGACAUCUAUCUGGAAGAAUUGGCUAAAGUUGGUGCUAAAGAGCUCACCGCAGACCAGAAUCUCAAAUUUAUAGAACCAUUCUGCAAAAUCGUUGCCAAGACCAAGGAUCAUCUUUUGCUGCAAGCCAUAAUCCGUGGCAUCUUUGAAACCAUUGUUGAUCAGUCCCCGUUUGCUAUAGAAGAUUUAAUGAAAGAACUGAAAGCGGGGAGUGAUGAUGACUUAUCGGAAGAAGAUGAAAGUAACGAAGGAGAGAACGAGCCAGUCGUCAAUGGCACAGACUUGCCAAGCAAACAUUCCCUAGAUUCAGAGGCACCAGACAACCUUUUAGAAGAUGCAGAUGAUAACAUUGGGCCUGUUCUCCAGUUUGAUUAUAAAACUGUUGGCGACACACUGUUUGAAUUGGCCAGCAGAAAAAACACACCUGCUUAUAACAGAAAGUGCCUGUACAAAGUGGUGAAAAAGUUCCAAAACCUUGCAGAAGGGACCUUUCCACAGGAUGACUUCCCUGAAGACGUUUCUACAGAUGAAGAUGAUGAUACCUUCAGCAGGAGGAAGUGGAAAAGGAAAUCUGGCAAACCCUCUGAUAAAACACAACCAGAAAAAGAAGUUCGUGCUAGAAACAUAAUAAAUGGUCUUGAGGAAGAGGAGGAGAGCCCAGGGCCACAGAAGAAAAAGAAGAAGAAGCGAAAGAGGAAGUCCAGCCAGAUGGUUGACUUUGGUAUAGCUGCUGAAUGUAAUGAGAAGGGACUGGUCCCUGAGGAAGGAUCCAAAGAGCCAAACCAGGACAGUGAAUCAUUAAAUAGUAAGAAAAGACCAAAGAAGUCUUUAAGCAUGGAGGUCAGUGAAAUGGAUUCUUCAGCCGCACCCACUGUAGGUAUCAGUGGUGAUUCUGUGCUGGAGACCUUGACUUGUUUGGUAAACAGCAUAAAGAAACAGCCCAAGAAGAAAAAUGGCCGCCUGCGGAAAGUCCCUAUAGAAUUCACCCAUCAAAAUGGACAGGCUCAUAUAAGUACCGAGGAAGAUCCCAGCCACUGUGCUCCAGUAGCCUGUGGUAGCAAAGCAAUUAAGAAGAAACGGAAAGCAGAGACUGGCGGGAUAUCUGGGAGCAGUUUUUCUGAAGAGGCUGUUGAGCAGCCCAAAAAGGAAAACUUGGCAGAAUCUGGAUGCACAGUGCUCCGAAAAGUUAAAUUGAGGAAAAAACAAAAUUUGGUCAAGAUUAGGGGUUCCAAGCAGAAAAUAAUCAGCAUGAAAAAGAAAAAGAAAAUCAAGGAAGUCCUAAGUUCCAUGGAAGAAGCUGUAACUGAAGUUGAAAACAAAAAGAGCAGAAGCAGUGAAACAGGUGGCGCUGCUGUGCUGCUAAGGAACAAGAAGGCAAAGACGGGAAAUGAUUUUGUGAAAUUUGAAAAGACAACUCUACCAAAGCCAGUGUUCUUUAGAAAAGCUAAAGCCAGCAUUUCCCCCAUGCAGUUAAGCAAGCUGCAAUCUUCCAACUCCAAAAAGGUCACCUUUGGACUGAGUAAAAACAUGACUGCUGAAUUUAAGACAACAGACAAAAGUAUCCUGGUCACCCCAGAGGGAGCCUCCCGGGUGGCUUUCAAUCCUGAGCAAAAACCAUCUCACGGGGUGCUGAAGUCCCCUGCCAGCUCUUCUGCAGAAGCAACACCUCAAAUGAAGAAAUCCCUUUUAAUGCCAACUAAGAAAAGACCAACUGCUAUUGACUUCUUCUAAGCCGCUAAGGAGAGGAGUAGUUUUUGUACAGAACAGUCCAGUAUAACCAGUUGCUUCUGGAGGUAUUUUGGGAAUCUUCCUUUUCAAGUUAAUGGGAUAGUAUACAUAAGGUUCUGAUUGUGUGACCCUUGGUGCUGUCAACUGUAAUAAGCACCUAUUUGGCUGUACAUUGAGACUGUUUUGUGUAUGCUGUUAACAAAAGAAAGGUAAUGGCACAUGACCUUAGGGUUCCAAUUAUGGAGGCCCAUAUUUUAUUUUAUUUUAUUUUAUUUUUGAAAUAACCCUAUCACAUUGUGAAUGAAUGUGUACAGAUUUGUUCUGAACUGUUCUUGCUUGCACUCUUUUAAUCAUUGGUGGUUGUUUUUCCUAGUGAAGAGGUUUUUGGCAUUUAUUGGCUUAAUUCCAUGGGAGCUAAGUAG
Podarcis raffonei (Aeolian wall lizard) is the source of this 2762-nucleotide messenger RNA. It is a transcript of the gene RRP1B, whose product is annotated as ribosomal RNA processing 1B. The coding region runs from base 109 to 2343 and encodes 744 amino acids. Gene Ontology annotation, biological process: rRNA processing. The record is from RefSeq and is a predicted model, not a curated record. Lineage: Eukaryota; Metazoa; Chordata; Lepidosauria; Squamata; Lacertidae. Gene Ontology annotation, cellular component: nucleus; preribosome, large subunit precursor; preribosome, small subunit precursor. The transcript has 16 exons.